This is a messenger RNA of Boleophthalmus pectinirostris (great blue-spotted mudskipper), 2026 nucleotides long. RefSeq names its product E3 ubiquitin-protein ligase TRIM35-like. The record is from RefSeq and is a predicted model, not a curated record. Gene Ontology annotation, molecular function: protein binding; zinc ion binding. Bases 162 to 1574 code for a protein of 470 amino acids. Lineage: Eukaryota; Metazoa; Chordata; Actinopteri; Gobiiformes; Gobiidae. The transcript is spliced from 2 exons.
UAGAAACUCAGACAUAAAACAAGGAAGCAGAAGAGGGAAGUGACAGAGGCAAAACAAAGCAAAGCAAAGCAGCAUAAAGGCAAAAUACUUUUUGACCAAAAGUCUUAGGAGAUUAAAACCAAAUCUAUCAAGAAAUAGAAGAGCUAAGACAAAGUGAAGACAUGGACUUCAACUGUCCUGUGUGCCUAGAGGUCUACAAGAACCCUGUGGUGCUGUCGUGCAGCCACAGCUUCUGUAAGGCGUGUCUGCAGAACUGGUGGACACAGAAGGUGACCCGGGAGUGUCCUGUCUGUAAGAGGCGCUCAUCACGGACAGAUCCUCCCUGUAACCUGGUCCUAAAGAACCUGUGUGAGACCUUUUCUCAUCAGCUGCGUGUGGGGCAGCUCCAUAGUCAGCCCCCCUCCCCUGCUCCCCUCUGCCCUCAGCACAAAGAGAAACUGCAGCUCUUCUGUGUGGAUCACAAGCAGCCUGUCUGUCUGGUGUGUCGAGAUUCCAGAGCACACAACAACCACAGAUUCAGCCCCAUUGAUGAAGUAGCACAGGAAUAUAAGGAGCAGCUCCAACACAGUCUGGAGCCUCUACAGGACAGACUAAAGAGGUGCAGCGAUGUGAGACAGCACUGGGGCAAGACCAGUGAAUACAUACAGCAGCAGGGCCAGCGCACAGAGAGGCUGAUCCGGGAGGAGUUUGACAAAAUGAGAAGUUUUCUGCAGAAGGAAGAGCAGGACCGCAUCAGGGCUCUGAGAACUGAGGUGCAACAGAAGAGCAGCCUGAUGGAGCAGAGAGUGGCUGCUUUGACACAAGAGAUGGACGCUCUGUCAAAAAGCAUCAGGCAAACAGAGGAAGAGCUCAAGUCUCAGGAUGUUAUGUUCCUUCAGAAGUACAGCACUACAGUGAGACAAGUGCAGCAGGCACCCUUAAAGAGUGUCCCACAACUGCCCUCUGGAUGUCUGCUGGAUGUGGCUAAACAUCUGGGCAAUCUGGGCUUCAACAUCUGGAAGAAGAUGAAGGAUCUGGUGUCCUAUACUCCAGUGCUCCUGGACCCAAAUACUGCUAACAGACCCUUGGUCGUGUCUGAUGACCUGUGCAGCGUGCACUGCGCUACCACAGAAACAGCUGAUGCUUCAGACCUCCCAUGGGUCCCAGACAAUCCUGAGAGGUUCACUGACUAUGUCACAGUGCUGGCGGCUGAAGGAUUCACGACUGGACUACACAGUUGGGAGGCGGAUGUUCAGGAAGAAGGGCGCUGGGCAGUUGGUGUUAUAGCUGAAUCUGCCCCUCGGAAAGGAGAAAUAACUUCUGGAUACUGGGAAAUUUGGUUCCAAGAUGAUCACUACACAGCAUAUGCUCCACCACACGUAGACAAGGUUCUGCAAUUGAAACACCGCCUUCAGAGGAUCAGGGUGGACCUGGACAUAGCCAGAAAAAAACUCUCUUUCUCAGAUGCUCAAACGCACGCACUCAUUCACACUUUUCUUUUAACUUUCACCGGCAAGGUGUUUCCUUUUAUUAACACAGCAUAUGUAAACAAAGUUAAAAUAUGUUCAUCAAAUUUCACUUUACAAUUGCUUUAAGGCAAGGCAAGUUUAUUUGUAAAGCAUAAUUCAUACACAAAGCGAUUGAAAGUGCUUUACAGAAUAAGAAUGACAUUAAAAUCACAAUACAAACAAUCAAUCAAAACAUAAAUGAUCAUCAUAAAAUUUACAUUAAAAGAGAAGAGUGUGGAAUAAAAACCUUUCAGUCAUAUGCACAGCUUAACAGAACUGUUUUGAGUCUGGAUUUAAACAGCAUCAAAGUAGAGGCCUGUCUCACAUGUUCAGAAAGACUGAUCCAGGUUUUAGCUGCAUAAAACUGAAACACUGUCUCGCCAUGUUUAGUCCUGACUCUGGGCACCAGCAGGAGGUCCAUAUUGUAUUUUAUCAAUAGAAAUCUUUCUUUGUACAAUAAUUUUGAAUCAGAUAUAAUAUUUGAUUGAUUAUUUUGUAAUUUUGUUGAUAAAUAAACAAACUGAAACCACUGAAAUGUA